UAAAGUCUUUGGUGAUGUUUCCUUGCUUUUUCUUACUUUCUUUCUUGAUGAGUAAGAGGGUCUUGUACGUUUUCCAGUGUUUGGCCUUUUUUUUUUUGUUAUUAUUUUUUUUUUUAAUCCUCUGCAGCGCGGUGACUGAGUCAGUCAUGUAUGGACCAUUUUAUAAUCUGGGCAUUUCACAAUUCUUCCUCACUUCAAAGCCAAAGGUACCAACUCAAAAUGAGAGAAUUUUUGGGUUUUUUUAAUCUUUAGCCUCUUUACUGGGAUAUCUUUUUAUUUGUUACUUUUUUUUUUCAGUAUAUACUUCUAUAUGCGUCUAUUUUAUUAGAGGAGUUUUCUCUUCUUCUUUGAUUGGGAAAUUGUCUCUUUUUCUUUGUUUUAUCCUCUCUCCAAUGGAAGUUUGAAUUUUUAAUUCGUUUUCUUGGUUUGUUUACUAAGCAAAAAAGUUGUCAAGUGGGAUUUUCUGCUCCAAUUCUGAGAACACCUUUUAGUCGCAAGUCAUUUUUGUGUGAAAUAUCUUAGCCUUUUAUUGGGAUUUUAUCUUUAGCUUGUGUGACAACUUGCGGCAAUCAUUUUAGACUUUUUUAUUGUAGUUCUGUCAUCUCUUCACUCCAAUAAAAAUUUGAUUCUUUUUUCUUUUUUCCGUUUUCUUUGCUUGGUUUUGUUUGUUCCAUUUAGGAGAACCAGAGAAUAACCACAAAAAAGUUGUCAAAUGGGGUUUCAAUUCUGAGCAGGAACCUUUUAUUUGUACUUCAUUUUGUUUGAAGAAUCUUAAGCCUUUUAGGCAAAUGGCUUUGGCUUUGAUCUGGUCUUUGGUGGUUUUACUGAGUAUUAGUAGUAUUAGUUUAAGUCAUGCCACUUUGAAUGACAUUUACUGCUUGAAAACCAUAAAAAAAUCUUUUAACGACCCUUAUGGCUACUUGGCCUCUUGGGAUUUCAACAACAAUACUGAAGGCUUCAUUUGUAAGUUUAUUGGUGUGGAUUGUUGGCACCCUGAUGAGAACAAAGUCCUGAAUAUCCGCCUCUCAGACAUGGGUCUCCGAGGCGAGUUCCCACGUGGAAUCGAGAAUUGCACUAGCUUGACAGGCUUAGAUCUUUCCAACAACAUCCUAUCGGGGCCUAUCCCUUUCGACAUAUCGAAAAGACUACAAUAUGUGACAUCUCUUGACCUUUCUUCCAACAAUUUUUCCGGCGAGAUUCCACUUAGUCUCGCGAAUUGUACUUACCUGAACGUCCUUAAACUUGAAAACAACAAGUUAACGGGGAAUAUACCUCUGCAACUUGUUCAGCUCGGUAGGCUCAAAACGUUCAACGUCGCCAACAAUCUCUUGACAGGGCCAGUCCCUGCUUUUCCAAAUUCUACAGCCAAGGCGGAUAGCUAUGCCAAUAAUCCAGGACUUUGCGGGGCGCCACUGAGGUCAUGUCCCGUUAUGCAGAAGAAAUCUCGCAGUGGUGGUGUUGUUGCUGCUGCAGCCGCUGGUGCGGGGGUGCUUACCGCUAUUGUUGUGGCCUCUGCUUUGUACUACUUCUCGCCGAGAGUUAUGAGGAAGGAGCAUGAUCCUGAGGGUAACAAAUGGGCAAAGAGCAUUAAAGGAACCAAAGGAAUCAAGGUGUCGGUAUUCUUGAAAUCGCUUUCGAAAAUGAGGUUUAGUGAUCUCAUGAAGGCAACUGACAACUUCCACAAGGAUAACAUCAUUGGCGGCAGCAGGACUGGAACAAUGUACAGGGCAAUGCUUCCUAAUGCUCAAGUCCUCAUAGUUAAGAGGCUGCAAGACUCGCAACAUCAGAAGAAAGAAUUCGCUUCCGAAAUGAACACAUUGGGUAGCCUAAAACACUGCAACUUGGUUCCUCUGUUAGGCUUUUGUGAGGCGGGAAAGGAAAGGCGUAUCGUGUAUGAAUACAUGGAAAACGGGAGUCUGUAUGAUCAACUCCAUCCUUUGGAAUCCGAGGCAGCCAGCAACAUGGACUGGCCCUUGAGACUGAGGAUCGCAAUUGGAGCUGCGAAAGGUCUGGCGUGGCUUCACCAUAACUGCAAUCCUAGAAUCAUCCAUAGGAACAUCAGCUCCAAGUGCAUUCUCUUGGACAUGGAUUUCGAGCCUAAGUUAUCUGGCUUUGGCCUUGCAAGGCUGAUGGACCCCAUUGACACCCAUUUGAGUACUUUUGUGAACGGUGAGUUCGGAGAUUUGGGUUAUGUGGCUCCUGAAUAUCCCCAGAAGUUGGUGGCAACUCCGAAAGGCGAUGUCUAUAGCUUUGGAGUGGUUCUCUUGGAGUUGAUCACAGGAGAAAAGCCAACUCAUGUGACUAAAGCUCCUGAAAGCUUCAAGGGAAGUUUGGUGGAGUGGAUUACCGAGCUGUCGAGCAAAUCUCUCCUCAAAACUGCCAUUGACAAGACUUUGCUCCAAAAGGGUUUCGACAACGAGAACGAGCUCACCCAGUUUCUCAAAGUCGCUUGCAACUGUGUAUUGCCAACACCAAAAGAGAGGCCUACCAUGUUCGAAGUUUACCAGCUUCUUCGAGCAAUUGGUGAGAAAUACCAUUUCACCACAGAUGAUGAGAUCUUAGUUCCGACCAACAGUGAUGAUGCCUACUUCCCUGAUGAACUCAUUGUUGCUCGGGAGAAUGAUCACAGUCCGCAGAAAGAUGAGUGAUUUAUCAACACAGAGAGAGAGAGAUGAGCCUAUCUACUACGUUAUGCUUCAUGAGCAGAGACCAUAUGCAGCUGUGAUGAGAAGCGAUUGUAUGCCUGUGCCAUAUAUUUUUCAAGUUUUGACUGCCAAGUGUGUGUAUAUACAAGUCAAUUUUCUCUCCUUUUUUUUUUUUUUUUUUGGAAAGAUAGUCUAUUCACUGUACCAAUAGUUUUGGAAAAUAAUAAUAUCACGCACAACUUCCAACU
Morus notabilis is the source of this 2893-nucleotide messenger RNA. RefSeq names its product probably inactive leucine-rich repeat receptor-like protein kinase At5g48380. Lineage: Eukaryota; Viridiplantae; Streptophyta; Magnoliopsida; Rosales; Moraceae. Gene Ontology annotation, molecular function: protein binding; protein kinase activity; ATP binding. The record is from RefSeq and is a predicted model, not a curated record. The transcript has 2 exons. Bases 789 to 2648 code for a protein of 619 amino acids. Gene Ontology annotation, biological process: protein phosphorylation.